GCACCUGCUAUACCAAAUAUGAUGGCUCUUGAAAAUGCAAAUGCUGAAGAUUUUGAUGAUGCUGUCAAAGUCGAAAUCAUGAAAGGUAAAAUGGCAGGAAAAUAUGCACCAGUACCACCUCAAAAUGAUUUUGUAAAUCCAGCAGUUAAUAUUGAUAGUCCAGAUACUUUAAGAGCAUGGUUAAAUACAAAAUAUCAACGAGAAAUAGUUGAAACUAACCAAUCAGCUAUUUUAAGAUUAUCUCAAGAAAGAUUCUAA
Messenger RNA from Racocetra fulgida, 258 nucleotides. Lineage: Eukaryota; Fungi; Glomeromycota; Glomeromycetes; Diversisporales; Gigasporaceae. The record is from the annotation of a GenBank genome assembly.